CCUUCGCGCUCUCCAGGCCUGUCAACACCUUGCCCGACUGUGGAGGUGGGCGGUGAUCCAUCCCGUGAGGAUCCUCCAGUCUCUGCCGAGCACCGUGACUUCUGGGGGGACAAGGGAGAGACACCGGGCACGCAGACUUCAACUGGGUUGACCUUCACUCCCUUCAGGGCAGCAGAGCCCGGAGCACCCGACUCUGCCCACCACCGGGAGGAACCUAGAGAGCGCUCGCCCGGUGGACAACUCGCCAGGCAGACACUGGGAGUGAGUCGGAAGAGCCAGCGCCUUGGAGAGGUGGCAUGGAGCGCGUGGGUGCGCGCGGAGCCCUCACCCCUAACAGCUAAGUGCAGCGCGGCGGGAGGGAGAGGCUCAGAGCAACAGGUAUGGUCUGGAGCCACUCCAGGGGCAAAGGAGCACAGCCAGCAGGUACCCAGAGCCCGUAAGGCGCAGAGAGGGCUCUCUCCACUUGCAGACUGCAGCAGGCGCGUUCCCUCCUCUCCAGCUUAGUGACCGCGCAGCGGUCGGUCGGAGGCACCCAGGAGUCUGGGGGACCUCUGGGAUCUCGACCAUCUCCGGUUUGGGUCCGCGCCUCCUGUCCGCAAGACCCGGCACAAAGGCACGCCAUACACUGCUCGAGAUCGAAGCGCCCCUAGUCCUGUUCAUCCGGGAGGAUCCCUAGUGCUCUGCGCUGGAAUCCCCGGCGGCUCCCAGCGCCUGCUUUCCCAGGCAAGCGCUCCUUUCUGUGCGCCCCGCCACCCUGCUCCGCAGCGGGUAAUGGAGUUGGCGACUGCGAACUUCAGUGAGGGGAACGCGAGCGGGCCCGAACCUCCCUCCUCGGAGGCACCGCCGCUCUUCGGCAUGGGCGUGGAGAACUUCGUCACGCUGGUGGUGUUCAGCCUGAUCUUCGCGCUGGGCGUGCUGGGCAACAGCCUGGUGAUCACGGUGCUGGCGAGGAGCAAGCCCGGCAAGCCGCGCAGCACCACCAACCUGUUCAUCCUCAACCUGAGCAUCGCCGACCUGGCCUACCUGCUCUUCUGUAUUCCUUUCCAGGCCACCGUGUACGUGCUGCCCACCUGGGUGCUGGGCGCCUUCAUCUGCAAGUUCAUCCACUACUUCUUCACGGUGUCCAUGUUGGUCAGCAUCUUCACUCUGGCCGCGAUGUCGGUGGACCGCUAUGUGGCCAUUGUGCACUCUCGGCGCUCCUCCUCCCUGAGGGUGUCCCGCAAUGCGCUGCUGGGCGUGGGCUUCAUCUGGACACUGUCGAUUGCCAUGGCCUCACCUGUGGCCUACCACCAGGGCCUCUUCCACCGGGACGUCAGCAAUCAGACCUUCUGCUGGGAAGAGUGGACCAACAAGAGCCACAAGAAGGCCUACGUGGUGUGCACCUUCGUCUUCGGCUACCUGCUGCCGCUGCUGCUGAUCUGCUUCUGCUACGCCAAGGUCCUUACUCAUUUGCAUAAAAAGCUGAAGAACAUGUCAAAGAAGUCAGAAACGUCCAAGAAAAAGACGGCGCAGACGGUCCUGGUGGUGGUGGUGGUGUUUGGGAUAUCUUGGCUGCCCCACCACGUCAUCCAUCUCUGGGCCGAGUUCGGGGUCUUCCCGCUGACCCCGGCCUCCUUCUUCUUCAGGAUCACGGCCCACUGCCUGGCCUACAGCAACUCCUCGGUGAACCCCAUCAUAUACGCGUUUCUCUCCGAGAACUUCAGGAAGGCCUACAAGCAAGUGUUCAAGUGCCACGUCCACAACGAAUCACCGCCCAGUGACAAUAGAGAGACCAGAAGUCGAGUGGACACCCCUCCGUCCACCAACUGCACUCACGUGUGAGCCCAGGCCCAGCUCUCCCGGUGCGAGCCCACCCAGGCCCUGGGCGGCCUCUGCGGUUCCCACCUUUCAGAUGCGUGUUCAAGAGUAACUCUGACCCACUUAGGAACUCCCAGGUUCAGUGAAGAGCGUUCUUCAGUCUUAUUUUCUUCCUAAAUUGUAAUUCAGAAACAAAACAAAAAGGCCAACCAGUUCUAGACCUCUUAAAGAGGUCAGUAGAGUUCUAUAAUGUGUUCAAUUCUUCAUGAAAUAAGAACAGGCCCCAUAAAUAUAGUGAAGAAUAUCUGCAAUCUACAUUUUAAAGUAGAUUUAUUUAGAAAAAAAAACUUUGAUGUUUUAAUCCUCAGUUUUAAGAGAAGUCAUAUUAGAAGCUAUGUGUUUUAAAGUAUGGUUGUGCACGUAGAGUGAUGACUGUCAUCCUUCAGCUGUUUACACACGUCUGCACUGUGGAGAGAGGCCCCCUGGAGUCUGUGGAGUGGGUGGCCUCUGCUCCCCUGGUAAGCCGCAUGCAGGCCUUCUGCAGAUAGGCUGCACCUGUCUGUGACCCCGAGGCCAUCAAGUCCACCUCAAGAGGACAGUGUAGGCUGUGUCAGGAGCUCUGUCCCUGAACUUGGGCUCUUGUGGUUCACUGUGUGGACCAGAGGAAGGAGUUGCUGUGCCCUGCUUAUGGGAGCUGCACAGGACGUAUUGCAGGCUGCUGCUGAGGUUUGGCGUGUGCAGCUGGCGAAGCCCAGAGCUGGGCCUGCAGCGGAGCCACCAUGAGGGCUUAGAAAGUUGGUGAGGAUGAUGUGGAGACAGUAGGUUAUUGGGGCAAAGGUUGGAUCAGUAAGUCCCACGAGCAGUGGUCUUGCCACAUGGACAAGGCAUGCCCAUUGUUUGAUAAAUAUCAUCAGAUGAAAACAAAUCUCAUGAAAGAAAAUACCAGAAACAUUCCGUCUUAUAUGAGAAUAGGCUUUUUCAUCAAAUUUGUACCAAUGUUUAAUGUAUUUUUCACCAAAUAUCAUUCCCUCUGGUAAUGUUGAUUUGGAGUUAAGAUCUUCACACUAGAGUUCCAAAUGUGAUUUUCACAAUAAUUUCAUGUUUAUUCAUGUUAACAAUGAGAAAAUGAUAUGGACUAUCAAAUCGUGUGUACUAGGAAAGUCAUUUUCAGGUGCAAGACUAGUGUAUUUUUGGACACUAAAACAGGGAGAUUUCUUGUGAAAAGGGUUUUGUGAAGCAUAUGCCUGUGUCAAAUCAGAACUCCAUGUGAAAUGUAAAAUUUUAGAUUAAAAAACCCAAGUCCAGCGGGAGCCUUUGGCACCCUAACUUUGCUAGUUCAUAACUAUACCCCGGUGCACAGGGUUUACCUUUGGAAAGGUGUAAGUAACUCUGGACAGAAUAGGAGAAAAUUGUUAGGAUGAUGAGAAAUUAUGAGGUUUCAUGAAUAUUCUAGGGAAGGAGGUGGGACAGGUGGAGGUGAAAGAGCUUUGUGAGUCCUGUGCAUGGGCGGUUUUUGCACUUUAUUGAAAUACGGGAGCAGAAAAUUAGUAUCCUGGGGAUGAGACCCCAUGGGACUGGGGAGCGGGAAGCUGCCGCUGCAGACCUGCAGACCACAGGGCCAGCCCGUGCACGGGCCACGCUGUGGAGUGCUUCCUGUGCUCCAACCUGCUUGCCUGGGCUUCGCUUCAGGGUUCAGAUCACAGCACUUGAAUGGGACUGUUGAAAACGCGGGGGUGAUGCUGCUUUUCUUGGAUCGUGAGUGAGCCUGCUUCAGGGUCUAUUUCCCCUGUUCCUGCAUGGCCUUGGUCCUCCCCCGAUGCUGCUGGUCCAGCACAGGCUCGAGUAAUAAUGCACUUGCACCCCCACCCACCCCGGUUUGCUUUACAUAUGUGCAAGCUGCGGAACAUGAAUGCAGACUGCUACACUUAAUCUUUAGGUAGCUUGUUCUUCCUGCACAUUGCCAUUCUAGUCAGUUGCUCCUGUUUUGAGUUUAGGUCGAGUCUUCUUCUAAAACAAAUUUGAGUAUGGGCAGUAGCUUACUUCCUGCAGUGAUCUAAACCUGUGUGAAAUGAUCUGAAUGGGUGGUUCUGGGCGCUCUGUGGCAGAGCUGUUACCUGGAGAAGUGUAGGAGCCCUGUGCCUCUGCCGGGCGUUUGCAGGUGUUGUCCCUAAUAUUAAUUACCAUGCCUGGUGUGGAAGUGCCUUCCCUUGUACGACUGAGCUGCGAGGCCUUUGUGCGUCUGGGAGAGGUGUACCUCUCCUUCGGGCAGCCAGGCAGUGAGGAGGUGCUGCCUGUGCCUUUGAAGUCAGGCUGUGAGAACCACGCUCUCAGAGUACUUCAGAGAGAACUGAGGCUUUCUGCCCAGGUUUGGCUGCUUCAGGGCCCGAAACACUGCCACUUUUCUGUGAUUUUUGCUUUUACAUGGGGAAACAGAUGGGUUCAGGAAUAUUUAAACAGAUGAAAUGCUUGCUCUUUUAUGUGUGCAGAUGACAACUCCGGUUUCCCACUGAUGAACAUGGUGAUGUGGGUGGGAACACUCUCCUAUUUUACCUUCCUAGGAGAUAUCCUUAAAGAGUCAUUCUGGGUUAUUCUGAUCACGCAUGAGCUCAGCAGCAUGGCAGACUAGGGCCAGUUUCAGGAUAUUUUAGGACAAGCACUUUUGCUUGAUCUACAGUGUCUUAUUCUACACAUUGGGAGUAAAGUCAUCAUUUCCUGACCCCUCCCCAACCUCCUGUCUCUCGUCUUCUCCUCUCUGCUAGCUUCUUGCAGAGUUCAUCACCCUAAUGCUUACCACGGUUGAGUUCCUCCAACCCUGACGGCGUGAGUCGGUGGAGAGCAGAGGGGAUGUCUGCAUCACAUGAGUCACACGGGGUGCAGACUUCUUGUGACUCAGCUUUGAGUCCUGCUGCUGGUCGUCUCGGGUGCACUGAGACCUGCAGUGCUAAUUCUACUGCUCGUGGAAUCCGAGACUGGCAGCCUCUGUGCAGGGGAGGACAGCACACCUGAGCCUCGGCUCCCUUCCCCUGUGGCCACAGACACCUCGCAGAGCUCCAGUGCCGGGGUUGGAGCAGCACUGCCCUGAGGAAAGCAAGGUGCCGCCAGCUUCCUCAUGCUCUGCUUCAGUGACUUGCCACAUCCAUGCGUGUGACUCAGCAGCCGUGGGAAGUGGGAGAAUGCAUCCGUGUGGCUUCUUCUCGGGAAACUCACCGUCUGCCCAGUGUGAAUUUCAUUUGCAUGGGCUGCAAAUGUUUCCUAUGUGUUAAAGCGGCUUGUCGGUGGCUGUUGGAGGGAAUCAGAUUCUUUUUGCCUGUUAAGAUGUUGCACAUUAGGUUUCUUCUCAAUUAGAUGCUGAUGACCUGUUCAUGACUUGCGUAUUUUAUGACUGCAGAUAGAGUGAAAUUCUUAAAUUCUCACCCUAAUUUGUUGGCAUGGAAAUAAAAAUGAUCAUAUGGGAAUUAUACCAGGUUUUAAUUGACAGCGAAUUUGGUGUUUUCUCCCUUGGAAGUGGAGAAGCUGAGCUUGACGUACCAUUUGCGAUGCUCAGACACCUUUGGUACGCUGUGCCUGGGCAGGGCGAGCGUUUCUGCUGUCUCUGAUAUUGGCAUUGUGAUGCACUGGUCAGGGGCGUGGCUGGCUCGCUGGUGAGGGUGUCUUUUUCUUGGUGUGGCAGGCUGGCCUGCCAUCCUGAGUCCACCAUAUCUACUUCCUGAGCCAGCUGUAGAAAUGCCAGCAGGCCCCGAGCAGAUGCUUCUCUGCGGGACUCAGUGCUGCCCGUGAAGUGGCUGGUGAGCUCUCCUGCGCCCCAUCAGCUUCGUCAUGUGCCCUACACACUAGGGCUCUGUCCUGGUGCAUCCGUAGAGGAAGGGCCAGGAUGGUGGGUGGCAGUGCCGAGACAGGGAAGGUGGCAUGUGAGAAACCACCCCAGGUGGGGUUCCCAUCCCUCUCUCAGUACUGCUGCUCCUGCUGUGUUAGAUCACUGCUCGAGGAGCAGAUCCCUUAGCGGGAGGUUGCAAUGGCGCGUCUGUGGGGAAAACUUCCUCUUUCUGCCGGAGAGCGGUUUCUGGAUAUCACAAGGUACAAGGCACAGCUCCAGAUUUCUAACUGCUAGAGAAGUCAAAGGGAAGAAAAGACCACUGGCCGCCAGAGUAUGUGGAACUGGGUUCAGUAAAUGAGCUCUGUAGCCGCAUGGGGAAUGGGGAUCCUUGCAGCUGCCUCUGGGCUGGACUGAGUUCCGUGCCCUCAGGUUCAGGGGACCCUGGACACUGAAUCAGUUCAGCUGGUUGCAUGUGGAUUGUGAAGGGGCCUUGCGUCCUCACACUCUGAAGGUCUUGUGGACCUGCCAGCACUUUAGUUCCCUUCAGCGGCUGGCUUGGGACAGCCACACCACCAUGCCAUGUGAUGGUGUCCUGCGGUGUCCAGGACCUAGGGGGGUCCAGUGCCACUCUUCCAGAUGGCAGGCACCCCAGGGAGUGGGGCUGGCCCUCCAGGCGCUCCCCAGGGUGGGGGGGCCUUGCAGGGCAGGUUUGUCUGUGGGGCCUACCUGCUGAUGUGUCCCGUGGAGGAAGAGGGUUUCUGGGGACUGAGAUCAGUGCCUGUCCUGGACAAGGAUGGCACUUCAGGCCUUCUGGAUGUCACGGGCUGAUCCAGGCACCUAAAUUGUUCAUGAGAUCACAGGGCAUGAUUUCAGAUAGGCUUCUCCUCCCAGAUCCGCCCACACGUCUCUGCUUCAGUCAGCCCGGGGCCGUGCGUGGAGCAGUAACUGACAAUCAGCUGGAGAAGAGGUGGUUUAGGAGCGGGCCAUCCCUCUGUGGAGCUGACGUUUCCAGUGACUCUUUCCUUCCCACCAGGGUUUCCCCUGUGUUUGUCUUUCAUGCUCUUCUGCUCCUCUCUUAUGGUUAGUUGUAUUUCUGCACUUGGAUCUUGCAGGGUCUGUCAGGGUUGAGGGGUUUGCAAAAGCCCAGGCCCACACCUCCCGUGUCCUCACGGUUGUGUCUGGAUUCAGGAUUUCCCUGUUUGUACAGCAGGGUGUAAGAAACACGAGCUUCAUAAGCAAAUCAGACUGUACCAGAUCUCAGGGGCCUUCAGUCAGAUGCAUGAGAGCAGGCCUCACUGGGGUGCUGCCCCCGAUGGGCUUUGUGCCCCUGAGAACUGGCUCCCUGGGAGUGGUGGGCCUGUGUCCUUACUUCUGAAAUGGUGUCACUCAAAGCCAACGUUGGCCAGCAGCAUGAGAAAGAUCCCAGCUGCGGUCUCAGAGGGCAGCGGCAGCAGUGCUAUGCUCUGGUCUCCUUAGGAGAAGGUCCUCAGCUUCACAGAGCAACAGAAUCCCCAGGGGCUGCUCAGCAGACUGCUGGGCACUCCUCCUGGUUGGCACCGGGGUGGGCUGGAGUGAGGUCUGAGAUGUGCAUUCUCUUGAUCACACUGGACCUGGUCUCCUGACGGUGGGCGCUGCAGCUCUCACCCUCUAGGGAGCUGGGUGCAGACUCAUCUCAUCACUGUUAGCUGCAGAAUGAUUGCCGCAGGCUUCAAAGCCAGAACCCAAAACUAAGAGUUAAACUUCAUCCAUUUACCACCACAGAGUCACUCUGAAUCACCCUACCUCUGUGCGCUGCAUGAAAUCUGGCUGGACUUUGUGAUGUGAACCCGUUUUCUUUAAUUGAAAUAAAAUUUGUUCUUCAAAGUGUUUAGUUUAA
This is a messenger RNA of Marmota monax (woodchuck), 7487 nucleotides long. RefSeq names its product galanin receptor 1 (gene Galr1). Gene Ontology annotation, molecular function: galanin receptor activity. The record is from RefSeq and is a predicted model, not a curated record. Bases 772 to 1821 code for a protein of 349 amino acids. The transcript is spliced from 4 exons. Gene Ontology annotation, biological process: positive regulation of cytosolic calcium ion concentration; G protein-coupled receptor signaling pathway; negative regulation of adenylate cyclase activity. NCBI's taxonomy places the organism in Eukaryota, Metazoa, Chordata, Mammalia, Rodentia, Sciuridae. Gene Ontology annotation, cellular component: membrane.